Messenger RNA from Myotis lucifugus (little brown bat), 1877 nucleotides. RefSeq names its product adrenoceptor alpha 1A (gene ADRA1A). Gene Ontology annotation, cellular component: membrane. The record is from RefSeq and is a predicted model, not a curated record. The transcript has 2 exons. Bases 437 to 1837 code for a protein of 466 amino acids. Lineage: Eukaryota; Metazoa; Chordata; Mammalia; Chiroptera; Vespertilionidae. Gene Ontology annotation, biological process: regulation of cardiac muscle contraction; positive regulation of cytosolic calcium ion concentration; adenylate cyclase-activating adrenergic receptor signaling pathway. Gene Ontology annotation, molecular function: alpha1-adrenergic receptor activity.
GAAUCCCAACUGAUGUGCAGAAUGCUGAAUCUUCUCAUCAGGACGCAUCAGACAGAGCGGAAUAGAGGACUCGCAUAAUCCCGGGGCGGCAUUUUGCAACUUGUCUCCUCGAGCGUGGCGCCAAGCCUCCUGUAGGUAGGGAGGGGGGGUCUGGGUCCAAAGCAGCGGGUGGAGGGCGUCCGCGGACACCCCGCUCGCCCCGCCAUGUCGCCUUUCAUGCCCUGCCCCUUGGCGUGGCCUUCCGAGAGUUUCCAGGGCUGGCAGGGGUUGCUUCCCAUCGGCGCACUCUCUGUCACCCCCGGCCAACCCCAGCGGGCAAGGCUCCCCCAAGCCCAGACCUUUUGACUCCCUGCUCCCUCGAUCCCGCCUCCGCUCCCGCCCCCGCCCGGGGGUGGCCGUGGAGAGCCGGACCUCGCCCGGCAGGCCGGCUAGGACCAUGGUGUUUCUCUCUGGAAAUGCCUCAGACAGCUCCAACUGCACUCACCCGCAGGCUCCGGUGAACAUUUCCAAGGCCAUUCUGCUCGGGGUGAUCUUAGGGAGCCUCAUCAUUUUCGGGGUCCUGGGGAACAUACUCGUGAUCCUCUCCGUGGCCUGCCACCGGCACCUGCACUCGGUCACGCACUACUACAUCGUCAACCUGGCGGUGGCCGACCUUCUGCUCACGUCCACCGUGCUGCCCUUCUCCGCUAUCUUCGAGAUCCUGGGCUACUGGGCCUUCGGCAGAGUCUUCUGCAGCAUCUGGGCGGCGGUGGACGUCCUGUGCUGCACCGCGUCCAUCCUGGGGCUCUGCAUCAUCUCCAUUGACCGCUACAUUGGCGUGAGCUACCCGCUGCGCUACCCCACCAUCGUCACCCAGAAGAGGGGACUCCUGGCUCUGCUCUGCGUCUGGGCGCUCUCCCUCGUCAUCUCGGUGGGGCCUCUGUUCGGCUGGAGGCAGCCGGCCCCGGAGGACGAGACCAUCUGCCAGAUCACCGAGGAGCCCGGCUACGUGCUCUUCUCGGCGCUGGGCUCCUUCUACGUGCCGCUCGCCAUCAUCCUGGUCAUGUACUGCCGGGUCUACGUGGUGGCCCGGCGGGAGAGCCGGGGCCUCAAGGCGGGACUCAAGACCGACAAGUCGGACUCGGAGCAGGUGACGCUCCGCAUCCAUCGGAAAAACGCCCCGGUAGGAGGCAGGGGGAUGCCCAGCGCCAGGAACAAAGCGCACUUCUCUGUGAGACUCCUCAAGUUUUCUCGGGAGAAGAAAGCCGCCAAAACACUGGGCAUCGUGGUCGGCUGCUUCGUCCUCUGCUGGCUGCCUUUUUUCUUAGUGAUGCCCAUAGGGUCUUUCUUCCCUGACUUCAAGCCCUCUGAAACAGUUUUUAAAAUAGCAUUUUGGCUCGGAUACCUAAACAGCUGCAUCAACCCUAUUAUAUACCCAUGCUCCAGUCAAGAGUUUAAAAAGGCCUUUCAGAAUGUCUUGAGAAUCCAGUGUCUCCGCAAAAAGCAGUCUUCCAAACGGGCCCUGGGAUACACCCUGCACCCGCCCAGCCACACCUCGGAGGGGCAGCACAAGGACCUGGUGCGCAUCCCCGUGAGCUCAGGAGAGACCUUCUAUAAGAUCUCCAAGACAGAUGGGGUCUGUGAAUGGAAGUUUUUCUCUUCCUUGUCUCGUGGAUCUGCCAAGAUUACAGUGUCCAAAGACCAAUCAGCCUGCACCACAGCCCGGGUGAGAAGUAAAAGCUUUUUGCAGGUCUGCUGCUGCAUGGGGCCCUCGACCCCCAGCCAUGGAGAGAACCAUCAAAUUCCAACCAUUAAGAUCCACACCAUCUCCCUCAGUGAAAACGGGGAGGAAGUCUAGAGGACAGGAAAGGUCAGAAGGAAGGGGGGAUAAUCUUAGG